UCAAGUGUGAUAGAUAGACAGCUAAUUACAGGCUUCCCGUAACAAAGCGAUAGGUGUUAUGUAACAAAGAUUAUCGGACUUGUCAAGGUUAUAAGUAGUUUUAACACAGAACCCCAGUCUCCAGACACUAAACACUGAUAAGGCAAGCUUUUUAUUUAUUUAUUUAUUUAUUUUUGUGGAAAACUAGUAGAUUCGCAGUUCCCAGCAUCUGAAGAUGAUAAUGAUUGUAGCUCCCGUUCUGUUUUUCCUGGCACUUCUCCUUAUAUCUCUUUAUUCUAUCAGUUUGGACUUUCUUUGGGGUAGAAAAGAUAUCACCACUGCUGGGUCAGCCGUUUGUGGUAACAAGCAACUCCCACCUGGGAGCUCCGGUUGGCCAUUCAUUGGUGAAACUAUCGAGUUCUAUAGAGCAGGUCUAGCUGGUGCACCUGAGAAGUUUUUCUUUGAUAGGUUUAGAAAAUACUCGUCUCAAGUAUUUAGGACUUCUUUGAUCGGUGAAACUGUUAUCGUCAUCGGUGGUACUGCCUCUGGCAAUAAAUUCUUAUUCUCAAACGAAGGUGAAGAUAAACUCAUAAAUGCUUGGUAUCCUCCAUCCGUUCGUAAACUCCUACCUGUAAGUAAUCAAUUUUCAAAAGAUCAAGAUUUUCUUAAGGCAGCUCGUAAGGCUUUUCCAAAAUUUCUCAGCCAGGAAGCGGUUAAAACCUAUGUUGGCACCAUGGAUUCGAUGACAAGAAGACACUUUGAGACUCACUGGGAUAAAUAUAUGAGCACAAAUGAAGAAAUGAUCACUAUUACCGUUCACCCUUUAGUCAAGAACUACAGCUUCCAAAUGGCCUGUCGUUUGUUGUUGAGCAUGGAUUUAGAGCAAGAAACUCAUUCCAUUGAUGAAUUACAAAAGUUAUUUUCUGUUCUGUUAGAUGGUAUCUUAUCGAUACCUAUAGAUUUUCCAGGGACAGCAUUCAACCGUGCCAUUAAAGCUUCUAAACUGAUAAAAAAGCAAAUUGCAAUUAUGAUCAAGCUAAGGAAGCUCCGUCUUCUAUCUCAUGAAAACACUCCAACGCGAGAUGUACUGUCACUGAUGAUCAUGUUUUUUGACGAAAACAGUAGCAAGUUCAUGGAGGAAACAUUCAUCACCGAUAUAAUUCUGGGUCUCAUUAUUGCGGGGCAUGACAGCACUACUUCUACCUUGACAAUGGUGGUGAAGUAUUUAGUUGAGUUCCCAAAAGUUUACGAUCAAGUCCUCGUAGAACAAUCUGAGAUUGCGAAGUCCAAAGCAACGGACGAACUUCUAAAUUGGAGUGACAUUCAAAAGAUGAAGUACUCAUGGAAUGUGGUUUGUGAAGUAUUGCGACUUGCAACACCUGCGCCAGGAGGUUUUAAACAAGCCAUGGCAGAUUUCACGUACGCAGGGUAUCACAUACCAAAAGGAUGCAAGCUAUAUUGGAGCUCAAUGGCAACACAUAAAAAUCCUGAUAACUUCCCGGAUCCAGAGAAAUUUUAUCCUUCGAGGUUUGAAGGGGGCGGUCCGGCUCCAUUCACAUAUGUUCCAUUUGCAAGAGGACCUGGUACAUGCCCUGGCAAAGAGUAUGCUCGAGUUCAAAUGCUUGUCUUCGUUCACAAUCUCGUAAGGAGGUACAAGUUGGAGAAAUCGUUCCCUUUGAAUCCUGAGGACGAAGAGAAGUUGAUAUUUAAACCAUUUCCGACACUUACCGGAGGGCUCCCUAUUCGUAUUCGAGCUCACUAGGAAGAAAGAGCUCCACACUCUCUAUAGCCGAUGAUUAUAAUUACUCACGUAGUAUCUCCUCCCAUUAAAAUAAAGUCUGGUAUAGAGUAUCAAUCUGUUUUUACUCUUUUGAAUAUCUAUUUCUUUUCUUCCUAAUAGCUACCGACGGGCUUUAUCCAUAUCUACUUGAUUCGACUGUAAUAUUUAUAUUAGUCGGUUAGUCCUACUAAUGCUUAAAUAUCUUUUACUAAUUAUAUCAUUCAUUUACUA
Papaver somniferum (opium poppy) is the source of this 1990-nucleotide messenger RNA. Its product is annotated as beta-amyrin 28-monooxygenase-like. Bases 215 to 1741 code for a protein of 508 amino acids. The record is from RefSeq and is a predicted model, not a curated record. Gene Ontology annotation, molecular function: oxidoreductase activity, acting on paired donors, with incorporation or reduction of molecular oxygen; iron ion binding; monooxygenase activity. The transcript has 3 exons. NCBI's taxonomy places the organism in Eukaryota, Viridiplantae, Streptophyta, Magnoliopsida, Ranunculales, Papaveraceae. Gene Ontology annotation, biological process: sterol metabolic process.